This is a messenger RNA of Drosophila guanche, 1511 nucleotides long. RefSeq names its product ankyrin repeat domain-containing protein 54. Bases 139 to 1122 code for a protein of 327 amino acids. Gene Ontology annotation, molecular function: protein binding. The record is from RefSeq and is a predicted model, not a curated record. The transcript is spliced from 2 exons. NCBI's taxonomy places the organism in Eukaryota, Metazoa, Arthropoda, Insecta, Diptera, Drosophilidae.
AAACAGGAAAAAAAUAGAGAAAAAUACAAACAAUACAGACAGAAAAAUAAUCAGGCGCGUGCAAAAGCAGAAAAUAUUCGGUUAACAAACGCAACAAUUGUGACGCACGGCAACGCAACGGACGCACACAGAUCGGAAAUGGCCGCGGCCACCAACAGUGACUCCUCCGGCGUGGAGACGGCCCGCGAGGAGGUCGAAAUGCCCAUGCCCAUGCCCAUGAGCAUGCCCACAGCCUCAAAGGGCAUUAUGAUAACUCCGCCGCCAGUGAUGCCGCCCACACCCACAUCAUCGCCAAACACACACGGCGAGUGGCCCAACCUCAAUCCGAACGCAUUCCAGCUGAGCAGAGACCGAGGGGAGCACUUUGCGCUGCCACACUUGCCCCCACUACCGCUGAACGCCAACUCCGACUAUCUGCCGAGCCUGAUACACCCGAGCACCCUCCCCUCAAGCAGUAAGAGCUUCAAGAUGCGCCCGCGAAUGCAGCGCCUGAAGACGUACUGCAGCUACAACAACAUAUUGGCCCAGUCGAACGGGCGACGACUGCGCACCGCCGCUUCCACCUGCAACGUUGAGUGGCUCAACCGCCUGCUGGAGGCGGGGGCCAAUCCGAAUGCCGCCGACGAGUACAAUCGGAGUCCGCUGCACUUGGCCGCCUGCCGGGGCUACAUACCGAUUGUCGAGCAGCUGCUCAAAUACGGCGCCAAUCCCAAUGUGGUCGACUCCCUGGGCAACACGCCCCUCCAUCUGGCCGUCAUCUCGGCCAGUUCGAACAACUUCAAUGUGGUGGUGGGCGUCCUGUUGCAGGGCGGGGCCAGUGUGCACAUGUACGACCGCAGCCACAAAUCGCCGCUGGAGCUGGCCGAGGCAAGGCUGCGACUGCUGCGCAAUCGCUACGAUCAUCCCACACCUGAGCAUGCCAAGAUCCUCGAGGACAUGUGCAUGCUGACAACGCUGAUCUUGCGCUACAUGGUGAAGCAGCAGCGCGAGUUGGAGGACCUCUCGGCCCUCGAGAAGCGAUUGCAGAACCUAAGCACCAGCGACGAUCAGGAGCAGGUUGUCUCCCAAACGGCCGACGAGCUACUGGCCAGCGUCGAGCGCUUGUCCAUCAACAACAAGUAAACGUGGGGAGAUGCUGUCAAUCGACGUAAAAUCAUUUCGAGAGCGGGCUCAAAUUGCGUUCGAUGAGUUGAUUAAUAAUUUGUAUAUCGUAUCCUAAUUUGGCUGCCGUUGAGCUGGCGUUGGUAUCGUGUGUGUGAGACUGCAGGUAUCCCUGGUCGCGAUCCGACACCCGCUCACACACAUACCCCACACAUAUACAACCCCCACACACACACACAUUGUUUCAUGCGAUCUUUUUUAUUAAGUAUUUCGUUUAAGAUUUAAUUGUUUGAUACAAAACAAAUAAACCACAAUUUAUGAUUACAUUUUAAGCUUUACUUUUAGCGCGCCAAAACAACAUCAAGUUAUGUAAUAAAAACUGCAAUUGCAACUCUUGUGAACACCCAAAA